Protopterus annectens (West African lungfish) is the source of this 1848-nucleotide messenger RNA. RefSeq names its product interleukin 20 receptor subunit beta (gene IL20RB). The coding region runs from base 159 to 1088 and encodes 309 amino acids. Gene Ontology annotation, cellular component: membrane. Gene Ontology annotation, molecular function: interleukin-20 binding. The record is from RefSeq and is a predicted model, not a curated record. Gene Ontology annotation, biological process: blood coagulation. NCBI's taxonomy places the organism in Eukaryota, Metazoa, Chordata, Ceratodontiformes, Protopteridae. The transcript is spliced from 7 exons.
AAGCUUGCUGACAACACACCUGAGUAGCUGUAGAGAACUCACAAGUGUAGAUGCUUAUACUGUAUCCAACGUACUGACAGGAUAACAUGCAUGGAUUUGGCUAAAAGGGAAAGACAGAUAAUGAAGGAAAAAGACACGUGUAAUUCCAACUAUUAGGAAUGUGUUUUAACGAGGUACUUUUCUGGUCAUGGAUUACAAUUUUUAUAUUCUUAUGUCUGACUUCAUCAAUUCACACAGAGACAAACAGAAUACCAGCACCACAGAAUGUGUCUAUGAAUUCCACCAACAUGAACCAUUUCUUGCUUUGGAGUCCAGUGAUUGUUCUCAAUAUGGAAGUCAAAUACACUGUGGAAUUUCAAGGGGAGUUUGAGAGGUCAACUACACCACACAUCUGGGUUACUAUGUGUGAGUCUAUCAACGUAACCUCAUGUAACAUGAUGGACUUUGCAGCUAAUAUAGAUUACAAUAUAAGGGUCAGAGCUGAGCUUCACAACAGCACUUCAGAGUGGACGUUUAUUAAACAAUUAUUCAAUCUGCAAAACACCCACCUUACUGAUCCGAGUGUAACAGUAACACCAGAUGGAAAUGCUUUAAUAGCUACAUUUGAUCCUCUUCAGAUACCAUUUCCAAAUGAAAGCAUUGUGAAAUAUAUGUUGUAUUACUGGAAAAGUAAUGGCAACAGCUCGGUGCACAGCAAGACAUUAACAAGUAUUCAGUAUUCAGAAAGAGUGCAGGAUGAUGAAGAAGGAGUGGAAUAUUGUUUCAGAGGUCAAACCUAUGUGGAAAUCAUCAAUUGUGCAAGUAAUUAUAGUACGGUUGUCUGUGCCAUAAUGCCCAAAACCUCCUUUUUCUGGAUUGUUGGCAGUGUCAUUAUGGUAAUUUGCCUCUUCACAGCGUUUUUUGCACUGUUUUCCUUCUCUUCGCUUAUUAGAAGAAUAUGCCUGCUAAUUAAACACUCCUGCUGCCCUCAGAUUGAAAUACCAGACGCACUGAUAAUCGACUUUUUGCCUACAGAACGACAGCUGCAGAAUGGUCAAAGGAACGAUGUCUGUGAAACUGUAUAUAUCCUUACGCCGAAUGUAUUUUAAAAUCUGCACACGAGCUGAAGAAAGAUAUCAUCACUUAAACAUACUGCAUGAUUUAAGAACAAUUUUUCAGUAAAUAAGUCAGCAUACAACAAAAAGAUGAUGUACAGUUUCUCUAAAUAUAGUUUACAUAAUAGAGAAUUACCAACAAUACAUUGAUAACAUAGAAAAUGAAGUAAAAUAUCACUUUAUUCAUUUGUUACCUGAGUAUGUUGUUUCUUAUGAAUAACAAUUUAUUUCUGAUCUUAUUUUUCUGAAGAGUAUUUUAAAGUUGCUUACUGAAUUCAUCUUUAAUUCUGUUCAAGUAAUUUACAAACAUAAUACCUACAAAUAGCAGCUUUCUCAGUGUUGCUAGACAUUAAACUGUGAUUCAGCAAAACUGUUCAUCUAUAUAUGCAAAGCAUCCUGCAUCAUUUGAUCCAUGGUAACAUACCCCAAGUAUUAUUUGCAAACAUGUAUAACAACAGUAACCUGAAACAAAAGAGUUUCACUUUCUUAAUGCUUUAAGCAGGAAUGCUUUAAUUUGUUACCAUGGUGAUAUGUUAACCAUUCUUUCUGCAUAAAGAUGAAGUCAAGACCUAUAUUUGUGAUCUGCCACAAAGAAGCAGAUGUUGUCAGCCUAUUCAUAAAACAUGCAUUUAGCAUUUUGCAAUACAUUACACUAGACUGCAUAAAUGCAUUGCAUUACCAACCGAGACUACUUUAAAGGAUUUCAACUCAGUGUGGCUUAAAUCAAUGAUAAUAGAGAAAGAAGUAAGUGAAC